Molecule: messenger RNA, 1051 nt
Organism: Mesocestoides corti
Lineage: Eukaryota; Metazoa; Platyhelminthes; Cestoda; Cyclophyllidea; Mesocestoididae
Source: the annotation of a GenBank genome assembly
GCACUCCAAUGGGCUUUCUAGACGAAAAAAAUUCCAGGAUUUUUAUACACUACCUGAGUAUUUCUCGUCAGAUUGGUUAAAUGAAUUUUCCGAUUUUCGUAUGGAUUGCGAUGACGACUUCAGGUUUGUCUACAUCGGCCCUAAGCACACUUGGACGCCUCUGCAUAGUGAUGUCUAUUGUUCCUACAGCUGGUCGGCCAACAUCGUUGGCAAAAAACGGUGGUGGCUUUUGCCUCCAGGUGAGGAAAAAAAGUUAAAAGGAUUCAGCUGUGGCUCCCCCCUUCCUGACCUCCGUGAUCAGACCCUCGCCAGCCCAGGUGAAAAGCAUUCUGACCUCCCCCGGUGCUAUGUAUUUGAUCAGCAGCCUGGAGAGAUAUCUUUCGUCCCUUCUGGGUGGUACCACCAAGUUGUAAAUAUGGCAACUCAGAAACACGCAUUACGCGUGUCCUGCAACGCCGUAAAGUGUACAGACUGUGUCUCGAUAAACAACAAUUGGCUAAACGCUUGCAAUAUCGGGCUUGUUUGGCAGCACCUUCAGUCCCAACUAAAGGAGGUGAAGAGGUCGUGUGCUGAUGUACAAUCGACUCCAGGUUGGGAUGAGGCCUGUCAAGAGUGCCUUAAAGCAUGGGAAGGUUGGGAUUUUGCUGAAUUCUUCCUCUUGUUGAAGUACAUCAUCAUUUCUCGUUGGUUAUUUUUAACGCCGGAAGAGGUUAGACAGCGUCUACCACGAACUACUGUGUCGACGUCCCCUGACACCAAGAUCACAUUCAGUCAACUGGAGACGCAGGUUGAUACACUCUUCUCUGAAACUGCCGAAGCAGACAAAGCUCUUCUUGAUUGGUUAAUUGCAGAGUCCUGGAGUGACGAUGUAUGGAAGCGGUGUCUCAUUUCAGGGGAUUCUGUACAGGGAGUAAGGCAGCACGACCUCAUUGAGGCAGCGCGAACGAUGAAAUCGAUGCUUGGCAACGAAGACGUAAGACGCCUAUCUCUACACACUAGAGGGCCUGCCGCUUGGAUUUGGAAAGACUGGCCCGUUUUCACACAAAGCUGA